Messenger RNA from Phyllostomus discolor (pale spear-nosed bat), 5345 nucleotides. RefSeq names its product retrotransposon Gag like 6 (gene RTL6). The coding region runs from base 633 to 1352 and encodes 239 amino acids. Lineage: Eukaryota; Metazoa; Chordata; Mammalia; Chiroptera; Phyllostomidae. The record is from RefSeq and is a predicted model, not a curated record. The transcript is spliced from 2 exons.
CGCGCGCGUGAGCGAGCGAGCGGUCUCCAUGGCAACUAGUGGGGCCUGCGCAAGGCCCCUUCGCCGCCGCCACUGCUGCCACUGCCGUCUGCUCCGCUCCGACCCUGCCCGCAACGAGGUCACGCCGCGACCCGCCCUCCACUACGACCCCGGUCCAGCUCGCGCUCCCGCCCGAGGCCGCCCUCCUCCCGCCGCCGCGGCCUCCCUGGCCUGACCCUACCGGGAAGCAGUUCCGGCGGACGGCCGCCGUGACUCAUCCGCCCGCCUGCAUCCCCAGAUCGUGCCAUCUUGGCUGCGGCCGGCGUGGCACCCGGAGCCGCGGAGGAAGCCGCGGAGACCCAGGCCCCAGAACAAGUCCAACCUCCUGAGCUGCCCACCUUGGCCUUCUGAGGUCCGCGAUAAAGGAGCCGAUCCGGAAUCGGGGAUCCCCAAGGCCUGCACCAGCUGCCUGGCCGCGGCUGCGCCCAUCCUUGACGUGUCUACCUUGCCUUCAAUCUGAGUCUUGAACCCUACCUAUUCCCUCAUUCCUGCGUGGGUCUACCCAAUUUUAGCAUCACUGGUCCUCAGGUUGCCGGUUAUCCAAACCCCGUUCUCCCACCCAGCAGUUCAUCCUUUGGCUGACCUCUGCCAACAUGGUCCAACCCCAGACAUCAAAAGCUGAAACCCCAGCCUCCGCAGCCUCUACCAAUGCCCAAAUGGAUGAUGUCAUUGACACCUUGACCUCCCUGCGCCUCACCAACUCUGCGCUCAGGCGGGAGGCCUCGACGCUGAGGGCGGAGAAGGCCAACCUCACCAACAUGCUGGAGAGCGUGAUGGCAGAGCUGACCCUGUUACGCACCAGGGCUCGGAUUCCGGGCGCGCUGCAGAUCACCCCGCCCAUCUCAGCCAUUACCUCCAACGGGACCCGGCCAAUGACCACGCCUCCGACCUCUCUGCCUGAGCCUUUUUCCGGGGACCCGGGCCAGCUAGCGGGGUUCUUGAUGCAGAUGGACAGGUUCAUGAUCUUCCAGGCCUCCCGCUUCCCUGGGGAGGCUGAGCGUGUGGCCUUCCUCGUGUCCCGGCUGACUGGGGAGGCAGAGAAGUGGGCGAUCCCCCACAUGCAACCUGACAGCCCCUUGCGAAACAACUACCAGGGGUUCCUGGCAGAGUUGCGGAGAACCUACAAGUCCCCGCUGCGGCACGCGCGUCGCGCCCAAAUCAGGAAGACUUCCGCCUCCAAUCGAGCUGUGCGGGAGCGGCAGACCCUGUGCCGCCAGCUGGCCGCCGCGGGCGCGGGCCCCUGUCCUGUGCACCCCGCCUCCACCGGGACUGGUCCCGCCCCGGCCCUGCCCGCCCGAGCACGGAACCUUUAAGAACCUGCCGCCAUCCUGGUCGCCUCUGCAACUACCAGGUCGCAACCCCCCUUUGCUGCAUAGAAGAAAAGCCCCUCCCACAGCACCCUUCUUGUUUGAGACACCCCUUCCUGCCUCUCCAGACCCGUUCCAGAAGGAGAUCUUCAUACUCUCGGGCACCCUGUCGCCCACCUCGCUUCCUCGUGUUCCGUGCUGGCUCUGCACCCACGCCCCUGUGCAUGUUUCCCCUCUCGUGCUUGCAACUGCAGCUCCUCUGGUGGCCGCAGCUCUGCUGCUCGGUCACGUCGACCCCCCGACACCCUGCGGACUGCUCGGGCUGACCCCGCCUGGCCUGGCGAGGGUCGCAGAUGCUCCUCUUCCGCCCUCUGCAGACCCCCCGGGCAGCGCCCCACCUGGCUGCCCUGUUCUCACUGAAGAGCUUGCUGACGACAGAAGGCACUUUGGAUGGCUGGUGGCUUGACGUGGGGACCUGGAGAAGGGAGUCUGGCCUCCCACCUGUGAGGGGGCCCUGUCCUUGCUCUCGGUGGCCGAGCGGUCGCUGCGGGAAUGUAGUGCCCGCGUGUCUGGGGGCAUGCUCCAGUCCGCACCAGAGUACGCGGUCAGCGGGCCCAUUGUUGCUGCCGGGAGAGGCCGAAGCGCAGGUAAAGGGGGAGACCUGGCGGAGGCACUUCCGAGAAUGCCUGGCUUGAGCUGCCGGUGUUCCGAUGGCGCCGGGAGUUCUGGGCAUCUGGAACUUGCCUGCUAGAGAAGGUGACUGCUUUGGACCACUGGGUGGCUCCCGGCAGCGGCCGGAGCAGCCUAUCCGUGCACACCGUGCCUGAGGCCCUCUGCCCGCCGAGGGCUUGGCCUCCAGUGGGGAUCGCCCCGGCUGCUCGUGCGUGGUCACCUUUCCGCUGUUCCGUGUCACUUGGUGGUGGGCCUCAUCGGGCUUGAGACUUGUUCUCUUCUCCAUUCAGGUGACAAGUGGCCUUCACCUCAGCCCCUCAGCCACCCCCAGCAUCUGUCGGUCUCCAGAGCCCCCAUGUAGCCUGCUGCACCCCCAUGCUUGGGUUGUCCGUCAGCCGCCCAGCCUUUGCUCAAGAAGACUCGGCCUCUGACGGCCGGAGACCCACCGCCUCUGGGAUGCGUCCGGAAGCACCGGAGGCAAGGCAGCGUGGGCCUCUGGUCGCCCCGGCCAGGGCAUCAGUGACACUUGUGAAGGAAAAGAGCUGCGGACUACCUCCAUCCUUAGGCGACAGCGCAGACUGACACUCAAGUCCUAACUCUGAGGGACAAAGCCAUACUUCUUAGUGGUGGGGGCCUUGUGCUUCCUCACGGGGACGCCUGGCAUCCCCUUCCCCAGCGUCUUGGCCGAGUCCCUUGGCCGGCCAUGCUCCCGCCGCAGUUGAACGCCAAGUGAGCUGCACCUGCGCAGCCGCCUGGACAGUGCGGGGAGCUGGGGCGCCUCACCCUGGGCGCGUCCGCCCCUGCUCUGCUGGCUGCAGAGGGACGGCUCCUGCACACACCCAGAGACACGUCUUGGGUUACCCAGAGGUUGGGUCCUGGGGCCCACCCUUCCUUCCUUCCUUCCUAAGAGUUUUGAUGAUGUUGGGAGAAGUGACCACGUUGCUGAAGCAACGGCUGCCUUGCAAGGUCAAGGGUACUCAGUGGUUGCUGAUGUUCAUGGGUCACUGCCACCCUCAUUGUAAACUCCGUUAGCCCAAUUGCCCUGCUCAACAACCGCCUGAAUACAGGCGGCAGGCCCCCUGGAUUCCAGCCGCGGCUGUUCAGGUGGGCCCGUGGUGCUCAUUAAGCUUGAACUGGAGGAGGACACAGUGGAGCUGCCGUUCUGGGGGUGGGGCCUCGGUCCGGGCGUUCAGACCACUUCCCCUUAGGGCCCCGUUUCUCUCUGCCUGUGUGCCAGGUGGAGGCUGUUGCCGAUGAGGGGUGCAGCGGUGCCCGGGGAGAAGGACAGCCCGCAGGGGGAGCAGGUGCCUGGAAGCUGCCUGUGUGGCCCGGUGCAGCUGCGGUGGGAGGCCCGGUGCCAGCGCAGGGCAGGAGCUCGGCUCUCUCAGCUGCCCCCAGGCCCACUUCAGUGUCCCGUGUCUGCACCAGGCGCAGCGUUUCGGCCACGCUGCCCACACACCAGGGCCAGAGCUGCCCAUGCCCGUGACGCUGAACGUGGGCCGUGGUGCCCGGCCCGAGCUGCUGCUCCAGUUUCCUUUAGCCUAGUGACUUGGUACUUGCGUCUGUGGGCUCGGGACUGGCGCUGUCGGACAUCCGCAGCCUUGCCCGCCUCCUGCAGCUCUGGGAGCAGGCGAGUGAGCGAGCGAGCGGGGUGGCCUCACGUUGGACAGGGAAGAGAUGCCACAUGGGGAGCCCACCGGCUCCAGGGGAAGACCCACAGUCCCCAGCAAAAGAGGAUGGGACCCGAGCUCCCUGUGGCCCAGGGCUAGGCCACGGUGGCGGGCAGGGCCAAGCCGGAGAAUGGAGUUGGGGAGGGGAGCUGCUUUGUGCAUACCUUGGGGUUAUGCCUCCCCUUAAGAGAACGAACUGGUGCUGGUUUGCGGAGGGGCAGGCCGUAGUAGCGCUGAUGCAUGCGAGGGACACGCCUGUUUCCACGGUGCUGGCGUCGGACUGGACCGCGACUGCGUUCCGGCCCACGCGAUCCCCGUCUGGGAAGGAAGCUUCAUCUCCUGGCCGCGCCCCGUGAGGUGGGAUUCCGAGUAAGGGGUGGGUUCCUGGUCCGAUACAGAGUGUGACCUGGGGGCUAACUAAUGUCCUACAGCAUUUCGGUGACUUCUGGGGGAGAGCAAGACCCGUUUGCUGGGUCCCAGGUAAGUGCGCGGUGAGUGAGUCAGGGCGAGGACUGCGUGGAGGUGGAGACCCACACACUUCUGGACACGGGGGACAGACCACCCACUGGGUGACCGAGACCCUGACGGGCCUGCGGGACAGUGGGCAGAGGUGGGCGUGGACUGUGAAAGGACAGGCAGGGACCGCUGACCGCCAGCGGGGCUUUGGGCCGGGAGAGCCGCCUGCGGGGCCCUCCCUCCGCCCGCCCGGCAGCCAGAGCUGUGGGAGUGGGACCACCUCUGCCCGGGAAGCGAUGGCAGUUUCGAGAUGACGAGGGGGGACGGCAGGCUCUGGGCCGUCAGCUAACGCCUGCCGGUGUAGGGAGGGGGCCGGGGGCCGGGCAGGCCCACCGCCCACUGUGAGCGGAGCUGCCGUCUCCCGUGUCACCUCAGGGCCCCGGCACCCGGUGUGGUGGCAGCUGGUACAGCACAGGCGCAGUGGAGACGAGGAACCCCAGCCCCUCGCUUCAACCUCACUGACCCCUUUCCGUAAACAAGUCCCAGCCCGCUGUCGGGCCUGUCGGGAAACCUACACGUCGUAGAGAUUCUGGAACAUCACGUAGAGCAAAGAAAUGUCAAGUUCAACAUUUUGGGAUUUCUCCUUUCAGCCUCCCCCUCCCCCUUGUCACCACUAAUUUUCUUUAGAAAUGGCCGGUGUGGCUGCACCAGGCGGGUGGCCGGCAGAGCCGGGGCUGCUCCCUGCGCUGUUCCUGCCCCUCCCCCUGCUGGAGGUCGGUGGGCACCCUCGUGCAUAGAGCCUUCUCCCCGUCCCCUCGAUCCCUUAGGGUGCGUGUUCCGGACACGGGGUUGCGGAGUGAGAGGGCGUGGGGACCCCCGAGGCUCGGGUUACAUGCUGACAGAGUGGUUUUCUGAAAUAUGUCCACUCACACUGCCACCGGCACGGACAAGUGGGCCCGUUCUGCCGUCUCGCCGGCACCGAGUACCAUCGGCUGGCUAAGCCUUUGCGGACUUGAUCAUGAAGAAAUAGCCUUUGUGUCCGUUCCCACUUCUUUGGUUUUCAACCCGGUGCGACAUCUUUCCACGGCAAGCAGUUGUGUGUCCUCUUCUGAACGUCAUGGCCGUCCUUGGCCCUUGCCUCCGGGGGUCUGACGCGUUUGUACGAGCUCGUUGUGCAUUAAAGAUACUAACCUGCCGUGUG